Stereum hirsutum FP-91666 SS1 is the source of this 2517-nucleotide messenger RNA. Its product is annotated as cAMP dependent protein kinase. The transcript has 4 exons. Gene Ontology annotation, biological process: peptidyl-serine phosphorylation. Lineage: Eukaryota; Fungi; Basidiomycota; Agaricomycetes; Russulales; Stereaceae. Gene Ontology annotation, cellular component: nucleus; cAMP-dependent protein kinase complex. The coding region runs from base 200 to 1555 and encodes 451 amino acids. Gene Ontology annotation, molecular function: ATP binding; cAMP-dependent protein kinase activity. The record is from RefSeq and is a predicted model, not a curated record.
CUCCAUCCAGCUGCAGCGCAGCCUCGCUCUGCCCGUCGCCGUCGUCGUCGCCGUUGCGCCCCUCCCGACAGUUGCCCUCGCGCCCGGCUCGUAGCGACGAUCCCGUUUGCGCUUGAGUUAGCAGGCGCCUGACAUUCUCACCCCUACACUUUGUUCUCCUUUUACGGCCCGGUCUUUCGACCAUCCUAAUAAAUAUUCAAUGGACCCUUCUCCCUUCGCUGCUGCCGGUCGCUCAUCCUCCCUCCCCACCAACUCUACAUCCGGAAAACGCACGAUGCUCUCCUUCCCCUCCUCUCCAAGAGACAACACAGCCGUAGCAGGAGAUGCGCCCAUCACACCUCCCAUGACGCCCGCAUCUAGUGACAUACCCACUGAUGAAGCCGAGUCGGAGGAUGGUCAGCCAGACCAGCGCCCCGUCAUUCCCGUCCAAUCCGAUGCAGAAGGCACGGACGCCUACAUGGAGAGCGAUGACGGAUCUAAUCUGGCCCCUCACUCCCCUCCGAGACCUCCCCUUCGUAAAUUGGAGAACGAGCAGGAGCACAUACAUCCCUAUUUGAAGUUGACCGACUUCGAGGUCAAGGGGACACUAGGUACUGGUACCUUCGGUCGCGUCCUCCUUGUCCGGCUCCGCACCGCACCCAGUGACGCUCGCGCCACAAAUUGCUUCGCGAUGAAAGUUCUUCGCAAAACAGAAGUCAUCCGUCUCCGCCAGGUCGAACAUGUGAAGGCGGAGAGACAUAUUCUAUCCCGCGUCCGUCAUCCCUUCAUCGUCGACCUGUAUGCCACGUUCCAGGACAGCCUCAACAUCUACAUGCUCCUGUCCUACGUUCCUGGUGGCGAGCUGUUCACCCAUCUCCGUCGUGCUGGUCGCUUCACAGCGGAUGUCACCCGCUUCUACCUCGCCACCAUUGUCCUUGCACUCAAGUACCUACAUUCCUUCAACAUCAUCUAUCGCGACCUCAAGCCAGAGAACCUCCUCCUCGACUCGCGCGGUUACCUCCGACUCACCGACUUUGGAUUUGCAAAGAUCGUCGAUGACCGUACUUGGACGUUGUGUGGCACCCCCGAAUACCUAGCUCCCGAGAUCAUCCAGUCCGAUGGACACGGAAAACCUGCGGACUGGUGGGCAUGCGGCAUUUUGGCGUACGAGAUGAUGGUUGGCUAUCCACCGUUCUUUGAUGAGAACGCGUACGGUAUCUACGAGAAGAUCCUAAAGGGCAAAGUGCACUGGCCCAAGGAGAUGGACCCACUUUCAAGAGAUCUGAUCAAGGGAUUUUUACAUCCUGAUCGCAGCAAGCGACUUGGGAAUCUGAUCGCGGGGCCACAGGACGUUUUGGAGCACAUGUGGUUCCGUGGGGUAGAUUGGGAUGCCUUGGAGCGUCGAGAUAUCCGAGCUCCCAUCGUCCCCCAAGUCACAUCGUUGGACGAUACACGAUACUUCACCCGUCUACCCCUCCCACCACCCGAAGACGUCCCUGGUCUUCUCCGAGAGGAGAGGAAUCCACCGUUGCAUGAACGCUUCGACAUGAUUGGCUUCCAGUUUGGCGAAUUCUGAUUUUUUUUUCGGGACCGCCAACAUCGCAUCCCUCUUGUAGCUAUUUUGAUAUCCCUCGUUGUUCCUUUGCUUUUCCCUCUGGCUCUAUUUAUUGGGUCCAUAUAUUGCUCUGCUUUGCACAUUCGCUCACUAACUAGUUAUAAUCGUCAUCUACUCUCGCUUGUCUGCCUAUUGUCUGUGCUUCUCAUUCGGUCUCUUUCUCGCGUCUCCCCAGCUCUAUCGUACACACCCUGCCCUCCUACCGUCUCUCAUCUUCUAGGUUCUCGCUCUAUACAAAUAGCCCAUCUCCUUGGUUCGGACCACGUUCGCUCACCCUCCCUAAUCGUUUGUCUUCUUCACUCAUCGUAUUUUGGAAUCCUGUUUCCUAAGGAGCUGUAUCUACCAACCAAUUGUGCUCUUUUCCUGCCCAGUCAUUUCUAACAGAACGAUCGCAACAUAUACAUAUACACACAUCACCAUCAUCAUCUUGUUCUAGUUCCAGUUCAUACCAGCGUCCCCUCAUUAUCCAUAUACCGACCAGUGUAGCCCAGUUCUCGCCCGUGAUUUCCCUCGUUUCUUUCUUUCGAUCGUUGCCGUUGUCCUUCUCAUCUGAUCAUCCGUCCGUCUGACUAACCUAUCUAUCUAUUUGAAUCUCCCUUUUGGCUCUCUGGUUCUUGUUGGUUGUCUUAUAAUGUCUCUACUGCUAGCGCUGUUUGUGUCGACUGAACCCGUCCGUCUUGUUACAAGUCCUUCAUGCAUCCCAAACACACUCUUUACUACUGUCUGGCCGUCGUCUGUUUGUCUGUGCUCCUGUCCAUACCACUUGUUUUUGAGUACUGAUUCGGAUUUUGGACUCUCCCGGUCACUUCCACCCUCUCUCGGUCUUGAUAUUUUCGUUUGUCCCAGCGUCUUUCGCUCGCUUGUCUACUCCGACAGACUGGGCUUUUUCGUUCAUAUACUCAAGUACAUACGGUACUUACGAG